Rubroshorea leprosula is the source of this 659-nucleotide messenger RNA. Lineage: Eukaryota; Viridiplantae; Streptophyta; Magnoliopsida; Malvales; Dipterocarpaceae. The record is from the annotation of a GenBank genome assembly.
CUAAUUUUAAAUUCACAGACUGGUGUUUUAACCCAUUGCAUUUCCCUUGAAAUACGGUACACAAGUGAUUUUAUCAUUAGAACUGACAACAAUGAUGUGUUUAGCGGAAGAGAUGGCAACUAGGCCGACGGCACCAACACAAUUUAAUAAGAAAAAUGCAGCAAUGUCUGAGUCUCCUUUUAGGCCUGUGAUAUUAUGAUCAUUAUUUUUUUAAUGACGAAUGUUAUGCUCAAAAAUAGUCUACGGUACUUAUGGACACAUGACAAGGAUUCACAGAUCCAACUGUUAAGAUUGUUCUUGAAGGGUCAACUCAGAGAGCACGCAGCCUAAGGACAGUUGGCGGCUCCCUACUGAAAUAUACUAAUUAAGAGGUUAGUAACUAAAGUAUCAAUCAUGAUCAAGCCUAUGUUCAUCUUCUUCCACAAGCUUUCUCUAGCUCUCCAGACAGCUCCACACUAGUUUUUUUGGUCAUGAAUCAAUAUCUUAAGUUGAGCAUUGGAGUAUCAAUUUGGAGGCCAAUUUUGGUCUCUGGCUAAACUUUAAUGCCUUUCCUAUUUUGCUGAUUCCUCAUAAUAAACUUAUCUGCCAUCGACAAAUUUCUCAGCGGAAUUUAGUUACCACUUUCAAGUGACAACAAGAAAUAAAAGUUGAUUUUAUUA